This is a messenger RNA of Penicilliopsis zonata CBS 506.65, 641 nucleotides long. RefSeq lists its product as hypothetical. The transcript has a single exon. The annotation marks the transcript as partial. NCBI's taxonomy places the organism in Eukaryota, Fungi, Ascomycota, Eurotiomycetes, Eurotiales, Aspergillaceae. The record is from RefSeq and is a predicted model, not a curated record.
AUGAAGCCUUUCAUCGCCGGAAUCCCUCUCGCCCUCUUUGUGGCCGCAAUUCAGGCUUCAGCGGUCGAGGUGGAGGCUCAGGUCGCCACUGCGGACGAGAGACCCGGCGUGAACGCCCAUGAAGCUCGCUCGUUUCCCUUCACAGGCUCCAAGGGUUCGGUCGACGAGGGGAACAACGUCAUCGUACCGGUGAUUAUUCAAAAGCUGCCCGGUCAGACCCCCAAGUCGGGGAGCAAUGUCUGGCAGGCUGCACCUUCCACCAAUGCUUGGGCACCUGAGUCAACCACCACAGAGGUGUGGGAACCUGUCACAGAGACCGAUCCCCCGAAGCCAGUCUCUACAUGGCAGCCGGAACCCCAGCCGGAGACAUGGGAGCCAGUGACCACAUCGGAAUGGAAACCGGCCCCGGAGCCUCAAACGUGGAAGCCGGAGCCGACCAAUACUGUUGCGCCUGUAUGGCAGCCAGAGCCCGAACCCACGACCUGGAAGCCGGAGCCGACCACUACUGCCCCAGUCGUCUGGCAACCGGAGCCUAAGCCCGAGACAUGGAAGCCAGAACCGACAACGACGGCUGUUGCAUGGCAGCCAGAGCCAGAGCCAGAGAACACAUGGAAGCCGGAACCUACAACGACUGCCGCUCA